Molecule: messenger RNA, 3582 nt
Organism: Paraglomus occultum
Lineage: Eukaryota; Fungi; Glomeromycota; Glomeromycetes; Paraglomerales; Paraglomeraceae
Source: the annotation of a GenBank genome assembly
AUGAGCUUCGACAUUACAUUAAACUCCGAGGAGAAGAUCGUAUAUGGAAUAUUGUUCAGGAAAGCCGAUGAAGAGAAAAAAGGUUUUAUUACCGGAAGUAAUGCUGUUAAAUUAUUUUCAAAGUCUUGGUUACCGCAGAAUGUGUUGGGUGAGAUAUGGCAGAUUGUAGAUUCGAGUAAUAAAGGAGUUCUUACAAAGGAGACAUUUAGUGCCGCUCUCAGACUCAUCGCUCAAGCACAGAAUGGGGGCAAGCCGGACGUUUCCCUCGUCAGCAAAGAGGCUCCAUUACCUCGUUUUGAUGGCGUUUAUAUUGUCUCAGAAGCAAGAAGAAAGAAAUACAAAAACGUGUUCGAUCAAUGUGAUGCUAAAGAUGGCUUAUUAGGAGGUGAUAAGGCAAAACUGUUAUUUACUAAAUCAAAACUGCCAAUAGAUAAAUUGGCCCAAAUAUGGAAUUUGGUUGAUACCAAGAAUCGUGGUGAAUUAGAUGUGACUGAAUUUAUUAUUGCAAUGUAUUUCAUCGAGGAGACAAUGAAUGGGACACUUACCACACUACCGCAGACGCUUUCACCCGAACUCUAUGAAUCAGCAUCCGGUGGAACGCCAUACGAGCCGAACAAUAUAUUAAGCACAUCUUCGCCACUUCUUGUUCGCCAACAAACAGCAAGAGCAUCUUCCUCAGACAUAUUUGACACACUCGUGGAUGAUGCUUGGGAUGUUAGUCCUGAAGAUAGAACGAAAUACUUUGCAUUGUUCGAGCAAUUGGAUAAAGAGGGAAGAGGAUAUAUUACAGGAGAGCAAGCAGCCACGUUUUUCUUAAACUCGAAAUUACCACAGGAUGAUUUGGCUCAGAUAUGGGAUCUAGCCGAUAUUGGACAUCAAGGGAAAUUGGACAGAUAUACAUUUGCCGUAGCCAUGUACUUGAUCCUUAAGCGACGGACAGGAAACGCAUUGCCUUUGACUUUACCGCAGACUCUUAUUCCACCAUCGAUGCGAAGAGCUAAACCAAAUUCUGGCCCAACGCCCGCGCAGAUAGGGAUUCCUCCAUUAUACAUACCUCCUGCCGCUGAUAAUCAACGUUCGAGCGAUUUCGAUUUGUUAAUGUCAUCACCGACAUCACCUAGAUAUUCGGUUGGCGGCAUAUCCGCUCGUCCACCAGAAAAUGAUAUAAUCAGCUCGCAUGAUCUUCCUGCUCAAGUAAAUAUAGCUGCCGGUGAAGUUGGUAAACUGCAGCAACAAAUAUCCCUUAUGGAAGGGAACACAAUUGAUAUGAAAAAAAAACAAGAAACAUUCGAGUCGACUCUAUCAUCUCUCCAAAAGCAGAAGCAGGAACUGUCGGUAAGACUAACGCAAGUUCGAACUUUACACGACGCGGAACUGAAAUCGCUACAAGAGGUAGAGAACAAUUAUCGAAAAGAACUUGUUGCGUUGGAACAGGUUAGAAGUGAAUUAAACCAAGCAGAGAGAGUAUUCGCAACAUUGCAAGCCGAAAGAGACGGAUUAGCCAAUGGAAUUGCUAAAAAUCGAGACGAAAUACAGGAAUUGAGAAAGCGGAUUAGAAUCACGGAAGAGAAUACGAAUAAUAUCAAACUUGAGAUUGAAAAAUUAAAGAAGGAGGAAGGACAGCAAAAAGGGGUACUUGCUAUUAAUAAGAAGCAGUUAUCCACUUUGGAAACGAAGCGAAUCGAAGCUCUUAAGACCCAAUCAUCUCUGCAGGAUGGUGUCACUCAAUCAAGUGUUGUAUCUACACCUGUCUCUGAAAUACAGUCACCAUUUCCAUCUUCAUCUGUGUCAAAGCCUGAUUUUGAUGAAUUUGUUGACGCGCCGAGCAAUCGAUCCUCCCUAACUCACAGUCAGAAAGGAUCGAGUUCUUCCUUUCCAGAGAUUGAGCCUAGAAGAGCGAUGAGCGUCGGAGAGAGCGUUAAUCUAGAGGAAGACGCGUUUCGAAUUAAGGGGAUAGUAGAUGACAAUAAUACCAAUAGCACUCUUAAGCAAGAGGGCGCACUCGAGAAACCAGCAUCCAUAGCAACUUCAAAGCCAAGCGAGUUUGAGUCUGUAUUUGGAGAUCCUUUUGCCCCGAAAGAUAAGGAAAGCUCCGUUACCGCGACUAAUGCGUUCGAGACUUCAGUUUUCACGGCUUCGCCAUUCGAAACUGGAAAUUCGGACCCUAUGACGCAAUUGCAGAAGAAUACUGAUAAUAUUCAAAGUGUCUCCAAGACUGAAGACAAAAUCAAAGAACCGACUGAUCAACCCACCUCUCAACUCAAGUCCCAAGAGGUACCAGCUGAUCCAUUCGCCCAAUUCACGCUUACACCAUCACUUAAUAAAUCCAACAUUAAUGCUGCGUUUGGUCCUGCAUUCUUUGAGGGCGAUAAAGAUAAUGAUCAAGGUACACUUACGCCUGAUGCAUUUGCUACCGAGUUUCCGUCAUUACAAGAUUUCGAAUCUGGAAAUUUCGGAUUCGAGGACAAUUUUACUAUUGAGGGUAAUGCGGUGAAGGAGGGCGAAAAGGACGUGAAAGAGGAGAACAAAAAGGAGGACAAGAAGGAAGAAGGAGUGGUUUGGGAAAGCAAUUCAGAGGUUAUUGGCGACAACAAAGAAACGGCGAAUAAUAUGACAAAGGAAGAAAGCCUUUCGGAUCAAGGAACAACGUCUGCAACGUCUGAUGGAGUAAAACAAGAGAUAGCUAGCGGUGACGUGAAACAAGAAUCUACAGUAACCAUUCCAGACUCGAUAUUUUCCGAUUCGGAAAUACCGAGUGUCACUAACAUCGCGGAUAAUAUCAUAAACACGUCCACACCAUCUUCAGAGCCGUUUGCGUUUUCUCUGCCUCCUAUUACACCUGAAACGUCUACAAUAGAUGCCAAGCCAAUGGCUUCUACUGCUUCAGAAUCUGUUCUGCCCUCCGCAACGACGAAAACGCCAAGUGCGAUUUCCUCACAAGCCGUUUCCAACGUCGAUUUUGAUUCCGUGUUUGAAGACUUGUCAGCAGCACCGGUUGGACCCCCCGUACCAAUUGAUUUCGAUGCCACAUUUGAUGAGAGUGAAUUCGACAGAGAAGUUAGUUUUACUUUUGAUGAAGGUGACGUUAAAAACUCUAGCAGUGAGGGCAAGGGUGUACCUCCCUCUGCGACCUCUGCCGCAUCAAAUAAAACCUCUCCACUUGCUUUUGAUCCUUUUGACCCUUCACAUAUUGCUUCAUUGCCUGGCGGGCCUUCACUCACAAAUACAUUCGACACCAAAACAUCUCGUUCGAAUUUGGAUGAAGCAUUUGGUGGGACAUCUCCAUUUGCUGUCAAGAAAGAUGAUAUCACGUUUGGAUUUGAUGAUGCAUUCGCUGAGUUGACAAACAGUGCUGCAAAUGGUACAAACGGCGCAGACAAGAAUAGUGCAAUCGUGAAAGAGAGCGAGGCUGAUAAACAAACUAAAACGGGAAAUCCUCCAUCAAAAAGUAACGAAGAUGAAGAUACGGCUGAUGUAAAGAAAUUACGAGAUAUGGGGUUCUCCAGAGAGGCUGCAGUUAAGGCUCUGGAAAAAUUUAAUUAUAAUUUUGACAUGGCAGUAGACUUUCUGGUUGGUAAUUGA